GGAAGUGAUCGACACGUCGCUAAGUGUGCGUUUAAAGUGUUGUUAUUGUGUGAAAAUGUGCAAAGUAGAAAUGCUGAGAGUGUUGGUGAAGCAGCGACUAACUGCUGCCGUCGAAGAAACAUUUGUAGUUUUCGAAUGAACGAUAGCAGAAUACGAGGAGGAACUUUCUAGAACAAAAGAGGAGAACGAGCGACAACGUCAACUACUGGACGCUCUUUUCAACAAACAUCAACAAACAGUCUGUGAUGAGAUGGAGCAGGAGGAGGCAGAGCCCCACCACAUUAAAGAAGAGGAUGAGGAAGCUGAUAUCUCCAAGUUUUCAGUGACUUGCGUCACUGUGAAGAGUGAAGAUGAUGAGGUUAAAGGUGAAAGGGAGGUGGAGGCUCCAAGCAGCAGCUCAACUCAUGAGGACCACCGUGGAGGAUCACAAGCAGACUUAGCUCCACUAUCAGAUAGUGACGACGUAACAUCACACUCCUCUGACACCGACUCCAUAGCUGACACUGAAGUAAAACCCUUCGCGUGCUUGGUUUGUGGAAAAGCGUUUACUCGAAAUGCAAGUUUGAUAUCGCACAAAAGAACGCACACGGGGGAAAAACCUUUCAUUUGCUCAGUUUGCGGUAAAACCUUUUCUGAAAAGAGCAGCCUGAGGAAACACACGAGAACACACACCGGAGAGAAACCGUUUUCCUGCGCGGUGUGCAAAAAGAGCUUUCGUUACUACUCGACGUUGGUGACCCACAGGAGAGUGCACACCGGAGAGAAACCGUUUUCUUGCUCCGUCUGCCAAACAAGCUUCCGGUUUCAGACGUCGUUGAAUCAACACAUGCGGACGCACACAGGAGAGAAACCGUUUGCCUGCGCAGUUUGCGAUAAAAGAUUCUCCCAAAAGUCAACUCUGACAGAACACGGGAGAUUGCACACCGGGGAGAAACCGUUUUCAUGUUCGGUGUGCGACACAAGUUUUAGGUAUCACGCGUCGUACAUUCAGCACAUGAAAAGACACGCGGGUGAGAGUUUGUGAUGAACUGGUGGCCAGGGCCGCCCCUCCUCUUGUGUUGUGUGAAGUAGUUACUUGUCACUUCAUGUCAUCUUUUCACCGCAAACAUCUUCCUGCACCGUCACUGAUUACAAUACAGGACAACUGAUCCCAUAAAAUGUGUAUUCAUUCCUUCAAAAGUCUGCAGAUUUCUUGCAAUUUGUGACAAAAUGUGUCAUCUUGCUGAGUAAUCGAAAUAA
Nerophis lumbriciformis (worm pipefish) is the source of this 1239-nucleotide messenger RNA. The record is from RefSeq and is a predicted model, not a curated record. NCBI's taxonomy places the organism in Eukaryota, Metazoa, Chordata, Actinopteri, Syngnathiformes, Syngnathidae.